AUGAGCACCACCACCACACAGAACUACCCGCCCAGCCUGUUUUCGCUGAACCCGGGUCAGACCGCCUAUGACACGGCUUCGACGGCUUCCUCGCCCAGGAAUUCCUCACCUUCGCCGAAGCUGUCCCCGGCCUCCACCCCUCCCAAACGAGCCCCCACCGACACCUCCGACUUCGGGUCGAGUUCAGGGAUCAACGGAAAGAACGAGUCGGAGGCCUCUUCACUCAGUUCCGAACGGGAUUCUGGAGAAGGAAGUCACACUUGUAGUCAUUCCUCCAACAUCCCCGACUACACCGUCCCUACCGUCCCUUUAGGGGCUAUGUUGCAUGGUACUGGGAUCCCGAAUCCAACGUAUCCAAUCUCGCCGCUUAGGUGGGCACCCCCAAAUAUGGCCCAUCCCCCACCUCCAGUGGUCGGAUGCGCUCCCUCCAACGUUCGCGUGCCUCCUCCUCCGUCCUAUUACACGAUGACGUGCCCUCAGGCGGCGGAGACUUCAUCCGGCUCUGCUUUGAGAGCUGCCAAUCCCGGAGCACUUGCGAAUGGUCCCGUAAAUAGUAAUAAUAACAAUCCAAGUAAUGCCUCCCAUCCCGCUUCUAAUUUGCCCAACGUCCCUACCCAAUCUGGCUCCCCGCCCUUAGGGCUUGUUGUCAAUUCAGUGCCUCCUCCAAUCAGUGGAGUCGCUGCGACGACUACCCAGGCUGACAAUGAGAUCUUUGUUCAUGUUCAACCCGGCGAAACCUUGAUCUUGUAUGUCGGAAACGAGCCCCAGAAUAUUGCGGGUAUGUAACAGUUUAAUUAUGAUAAUAUUUAAAAAGCAGGUUUCGCCUAAAUUUUGAUACGUUAAAAUCUAUUUUCUAGGCCCAGCCACCAUCCGCAUGGUGUGCCAGAAUGGACCGCCGACGGGUCCCCUCCCUCUACACGUACCCUUAGGCCAUUGUGUUCAACAAUUUCUGGAUGACAAGGGCAAUGUCAAGCAUAUCAUCUUAUCUCCGCAGAACAGCACCUCCAGUCGUGUUCCACCCACGGUAAGAGUGCUGUCGGAUGCUUAAAAGUCAUGGACAUCAUUUAUUUAUGUCUUUACGUUAUUCGUGAUUAUAUUGUCAUAAAAUGGGUCAUUUUCUCAUUUCAGGCCACCUACGCCAAUAUCAAGAACGGGACGUCAAGUGUGCGGCCGAAUUCGGUCAUUCCCAGCACAACUCCCACCACGAAUACUGUCAAGACGGCACUAACAACUACGACUUCGACCACAACCCAGAAUGCAGAGGGCUCAGAACAAUCGAGUAGGUCGUUUAAAAUAACAGUUUGAAUUUAAAAUUUGCUUUCGAAUUUUAAAUUGACCUUUAAUUAUACAGUUCAAGGCUUAACCAUAUUUUUCUGAAUUUUAGAAAGAAAAUUGUAAUGUAAACUAGGGUAGCGCGGAAAUAAUCAUAUUCGAAAUGCUUACUUUUAAUUGAUUUAAGGUUUCAACUCUCUGCUCCGCAAGAAGACCCAUCCCAAGAAGCCGAACGCGGUCGCCGGAACAUCACACGAGGCCAACGGCACUCUUCCUGAAAACGUAAUUAGCCGUUUAUUAUCUCCUCUUUCUCCUUCCAUUUCCUCAUAUGUCUAUAGCAUUUUGAGAGUAGUUUUUGGGGUCUUAUUAAUGUCAAGCACUUACACACAUCCUAUCUUUGCUGGGUUUAGGAUGCGAUUGAACGCUACGAAAGAGAGCGACUUCAAGAAUCGUUGAAUCGGGUUGUGCAGCCGACAGUGACCAGGGUCGGUGCCUUCGAUGUGGAUGUUCAUUGGCUCGAGUUUGACACAUCCGAGGCCACAUCUUCCGGAGGCCCCUUCCCGCACAUUGAUAGCAGUGAAUUUGAAUACGAACUCUUUUUGUACGAGAAUGCGCCAAAUGGGAGGGUAUUCGUAACCCAAACAAAAUGUCCACCAUUGUCCAAUCAUAAUGGUCUUAAUAUCAAAAAGUUAAAACCUCAGACCGAUUACAAUGUCUCGGUCAGAGCAUCGCUACCAGAACGACAGAUAUUUGGACGACAGAGUAGAACAGCUUCAUUUCGGACAUUACCUCCACCACCAGACCCACCGGUCAUGUUGAGAGCCACUUACCGGGGAAUCUACAACAUUUCCUUGGCUUGGAGUAACGCCGGAGGGUCUUAUGUUGCAAGCUACAUUCUUCAGAUGGCCAAGGUAUCAUUGAUCCCGGAUAUUGUCAUUUUGUUGUUUUGUGGUUGAUUGCUUUCAGUUUUUUAUAUCUCUGGUUGUCGUUUGGUCUUGAUAUUCAUAAUAUGUAAUUGUUUACAUUUACAUAAAGAUCAUUCUUUUUCAGGGGAAGAACGAGCCAUAUGAGACGGUUUACGAAGGUCCCUACGAUCAUGCUCGGAUUGCACAACUCGAGCCGGGUACCCAUUAUCGAGCGCGAGUAGCGGCCCAAAACGAGACUGGCCAAUCCGAGUUCAGCAAUACCCUGCAUGUGAAUACAAAUCCCCCACAGCCGCAGGUAUUGCCCACUACAUCUGCCAACUCCAACUACUACCAGCAGAGCAUUUAUCGACAGAGUAUGGGCGCAGGCGUCCAUCACAAUCCCCCUCCGUAUGUGCCCGUCAUCCCCAAGUUGCAACCGCCAACGGUGGUGUUUGUGUCAGCGCGUCAGGUCAAGCUGACUUGGCAAGUCAGCCCCGAGUUCGGCAAUGUCUUUGUAAGUAGAGCUUUUCUUUUGGAGUGAUAUGUUAACCCAUAAUUAUUAUUUAUGGUUGCUAUUUUAGCUCGAGAUUUCCGAUUCCCUUCGAGCCAAUCCUGCCUUUUCCCCGGUGCCCCAUGAGUCUUAUCAGCCAGCCAACAACACACCUUGUGCUCUCGUCUCAAACUUGAGAAGGUAAGAGUCUUUUCAGGAUGUCCAUCAUCUUCUUAAUAAUCUUGUUACUUUAUGAGUACUCUAAAUCUUUUCUUCAGCAAUCGCGAAUACCGGUUCCGCCUGAGCGGCCAAAUCCUGAACGGCGAAUUAAUUAAAUCCGAGGCUGUUUCCACACGGACUCACAAAGAUCGAUAUGAAAACUCUAAUUACUACGAACGAGAACGAGUACCCCCUCCCACAUUCCAGAAAGCCUUCGAAGACGAAAGUCAUGCUGUGGAAUUGGCCUGGAAACAUCAAAUCGGAGACUUUGAUGGUGUUAUCUUCUGCGUCGAAGGGACUGUAUCAUAUCAAAAAUACGAGAAUGGAGAGUACUGUGAGUACGAGUGGAAGGUGUGCUACAAAGGGCCCAACAACUACUGUACUAUCAACGAUCCUAGUCUCAAUUUGUUCAGGGUCCAAGCUCUCAAUCGAAGAGGUCAAUCUGUAAGUGCUGACAUAAUUCCUAUUAUGUGUAAUUAACACCAUUCGUACUGAAAAUGCUUUCCAAAAAUACUUCUAACCCACAAACAUUACUCACGAUUAGACUACAAACGCAGCAAGAGUGUUUAAUUAUGAUAAUGAGUGUCUGUUUGCAGAGUCCCUGGUCCGAACGCGCCUUUGUCAAGCGGAAGCCCAAACGCCAUGCAAAUUCGCAGAUGAUCCGUCAGAAUCAUAUCUAUGUCAAUCAGCAAUUGUACAACCAUGCCUCAACCUCGACCCCCAAAGUCGUCGCACCUACCCCGACCCCCAAACCUGAACCCAAAGAGGAGCCCGCGAAGGUCUUGGAGCCCGUCAAACCACCACAUUGCACUCAGCCUACCAUCAGUGACGUCACUCAGAAUAGUAUGAACAUCAGCUGGACAAUCAGCGAUGACUCACAGCUCCCUGAAAAGAAGGAAUCUCUUCUUUUCGAACUUCAACGGGUCGAUAAAGAACCUCCAGUGUUGGUAUAUUCGGGUGAUGAAACAAAAUUCAAUCUCGAGAAUUUGAGGCCGGUAGAACACGUUCAAUUGAGAGUAAGGAGUGUUAUUGUGGACAAUGAAGGUCAGAGGAUCAAGGGAGAAUGGAGUAGUAUUGUUUCUGCAUCUACUCCAUGCACUGUCACCUCUCCGCCUCAGAAUUUAAGGCUGAAGAACGAAGAGCAAGCAUUUAUUUUGAUCUGGGACGCUCCAGCUUUAACCAACGGGUCUGCUGUCAUCGAAUAUUGCGUAAACUCGGCCAAUUUCCCUGAAGGGCAUUCGGAUAAGAACAUCAGACUGCAACAGUUGUGCAAUACUGACAAGACCGAGCUUGUGUUGGAAGAUCUAAUCCCAGCUCGAGUUUAUUUCUUCAACGUUGUCUCUCGAAAUGAAGCCGGCCCUUCUGAACCCUCAAAUGUGUUUGAGUUGACCAGCCCCGCCGUUGUUCCAAGUACUCCUCAGCAAGUUGAAGUCAAAGCUUUGGCCUUGGAGAGUUUGUCUGUGACAUGGCUUCCAGCGAUGAAGAAUGGAGCUGAAAUUGAAGAAUAUAAGGUGGUAUUGCACCAGGAGAAGGUUCUCUGUUCUCAACAGAUUGUGACAGGUGAUGUUUUGGAAUGGACAUUCGACGGGCUGAAACCGUGCACUGAGUACAGGUAGGCAAAUAUUUUGGAACUUGUUUAGUCAUCAGUUUACACAACCUUAUCUUUUACUUUUUAGUAUUGAAGUCAGUGCCCGGAACAGUGUCGGAUGGGGAAAGCCAGCCUCCAAACUCGGUCUAACCAUGGAUAUUCCACCAGAACCUCCAGUCUUAUCUGCUGCUCAAAUUGCUUUUAAUUCUUUGAAAUUGAAAUGGACGACCGGAGCCAGCACCUCCGAUAAUUUGGAGACCCUGUACUUUUAUCUGGAGAAGGAGUCCGAGAAUGGAAAGUUUAUGGCCGUAUAUGAAGGAGAGAAUCGAACAGCUAAAGUCCGCGGUCUUAAGGAAGCUUCAAGUCAUCGCUUUAGAAUCCGGGCUUCCCAUGUUCGAGGACAACCUUUAUUGGCUGGAAAAUGGUCCAAAAUCUACUCUUUCCAAACCAGUGCAUUGCCCCCGGCAUCCAUCAAGAAUGCUCCCACUGUAACCGAGGCCGGCAAUAAUGUCUAUCAGAUGGAAUGGCAACCUUAUAAGUCGUUGAAUGGAGCCGAAGAAAACGUCUGUUACAAAUUGCAAGUGGCUCUCAAGUCCUCAAAAGGAAAUGAAGGAUGGAAAACGAUCUAUCAAGGAACCUCCACGGCUUUCACUUGGACAGUUUCUCCCGCUCAAGCAACAUUUACUGGAACGAGGCAAGCCCGAGUGUUGGUGGUGCAGAAUAAAGAUGGAGAAGAAGUGCAUUCCCUUCCGUCGCCUGUCGCUCUUUUCAGCAGUAACCGAAGUCCAUCAGAUUCGCCGAGAAAACGACCAGUCAAGUCGACCAGUGGAACAUCAACUCCUGCUUCAACAAGUUCAACAAGGACGAGGUUAAAUGGAUCGACUCCGAGGAUUGGACCCCCAGUCAAACUGAGUCUUUACAAACGACUAAAACGGUCGAUAACUUGUUUCAAACGGUCGAUUACAGAUAGUGACUGGUUGAUUGUUGUUAUGGUAAGUCUGAUUUUUAUUUUUAUACGAUUAUUUACAUUAUGAUAAUUGUCACCCUUUAAUCACAUUUUUUCAGACGGUCUUUGUUGUUGUGGCCUUGCUGAUCGCCGUGCUUGUCAACUCCUACUACGAGAAAUAG
This is a messenger RNA of Bursaphelenchus xylophilus (pine wood nematode), 5602 nucleotides long. The record is from the annotation of a GenBank genome assembly. NCBI's taxonomy places the organism in Eukaryota, Metazoa, Nematoda, Chromadorea, Rhabditida, Aphelenchoididae.